CCUCUAAGAAGCCAGAAAGGGACACCUCUCUCUCUUUCUCUCACAAACGACGUUCCUCUCUCUCUCUCUAUAAUUUUCAAGCAGUGCUCUCUUUUUGGAGCAGGAGGAAAGAAUUUUUCUCUCUCUAAAAGCCCAUUGACCCUGAGCCUCCUCUGAUAACACACAAAGGAGGCUCUCUCUCUCUCUCUCUGUUUCUAACUAUGAAUAAUUCUCGUCCUUCCCUUUUGGAGACCGAAAAGGAGGACAUCUGAUCUCUCUCUCAACUCAGGCACAAAUCCCUACGCCUCCUUCUCUCUUAAAACGCAGAGAGAACAUCUCCCGAUGUAAUUCCUAGCCUCCCCCACUGAAAAUUCAGAAUUCAGAAAGAAACCCCUCUCUCUCUCUCUCUCUCUAUGAUGGACAAACGAGGUGUAUACCCGAACCUCUAAUGGCUUCCCUUCCUCUCUCUCUCACGCUCCAAUCCUAUAUGUCUCUCUUCCUCCUCCAUUAAUGGCGCCCAACCAUCGAACUCGUGCUCUUUCUCAACCACCAAAUCCUACCCCAACUCAUUUUCCCAACACAUUUGCGCCCAACGACGCUCUCUUGGCCUGGUUCAACGGCGAAUUUGCAGCUGCAAAUGCCAUUAUAGACCUUCUAUGCGCUCACCUUCGAUUGGUUUCAGAUAGGCCCUCUCAAUAUGACUCAGUUUUGGCUUGUAUAAAUCAGAGGAGACUGAAUUGGGCUCCAGUGCUUCAUAUGCAAAAGUACUUUCCCAUUACAGAUGUGGCCUUUGCUCUGCAACUGGUUGUUAAUGGAAGGCAGGGGCAAAACGGGGAUUCCUUGACUGGUGAGGUGGUGGAUGAGGAAGAGGAAGAGGAAGAGGAAGAUGGUCGAUCAUCGUCUCGUGGAUUUCAGGAAAGGAAAUGCCCUUCAGAGAACAUUUCGAUUUUCUCCGGACAUGAGGAUUGCCGGCAACGUCCUGCUAGGAUAAAGACCACCAAGGGUUUCAUUGCAAAUGAGCUCAUAAAGGGGCAUAUGGUUAAUGUUGUAAAAGGUUUGAAGCUCUACGAGAAUGUUUUCUCCAAUCAGGAACUUUCUAGUCUUGCUGUCAUUGUAAAUGAACUUCAUCUUGCGGGCCAAAAAGGAGAACUAUUAGGCGAGACAUACAUUGUUCUCAACAGACAAUUGCAUGCCAACAAAAGAGAAAUAAUCCAGCUUGGUGUUCCCAUCUUUGGAUUGAAGAAAGAAGAAUCAGCAAGAACAGUAGAGCCCAUCCCAGCAUCUUUGCAUGCUGUCAUUGAUCAUCUUGUCCAGUGGAAUUUGAUACCUGAAACUGCAAGACCAAAUUGUUGUGUUAUCAACUACUUCAAUGAGGGGGAUUUCUCUCAACCUUAUUUGAAACCCCCACACUUUGAUCUGCCGAUUUCUACACUCUCACUGUCUUCCGAAUGUAAAAUGGUUUUCGGGCCAGUUUUGGCUAAUGAUCAGCAUGGAAACUAUAAUGGUUCGCUGAUGCUCUCCCUCAAGGAAGGAUCACUUGUAGUCAUGACAAGACAUUGUGCCGAAAUUGCAAGGCACGCUAUAUGCUCCUCACCUACAAAAAGGAUCACCAUAACGUUCCUCAAGGUUCAAGCCAAGCCGAUAAAUCAAAACCGUCUGCCUCCCCUCUCUCAGCAAGCAUCAACAGCCAUGGCUGUGGCUCUUAGCCAACCAGGCAUUCCCCAAUUGCUCCCUGCCUUUAGUGCAGGACCCACCCCCUUAGGCUUGUCAAAUGUGGUCCCUAGAUGGGGUGUUCUCUAUGGUCCCAUGAUCGCAGUGGCCCACGCCCCAAUAGCAGUGGGCCCCACAAAGGGAAUAACUAGAGGUGGAACUGGGGUAUUCUUGCCCUCUCCUUCUCGUUCGGAUAGUCCAAAGAAUCACAGAGAAGCACCUCAGGCUAAAGGGAGGAUGGCUUCCAAGACUCCCCCAACUGCCCCAAAGCCUGCAAAAUCUGAUCUAGACACAGGUCUUGUUCACUGAUUAUGUUUUUGUGUUCAUUUAUUUUCUAUUUAGAACUUCUUGUACUGAUAGAGACCACCUCGUGAGAGUUGUGGUGUGUUUUGUGGUUCGUUUUUCUCCAGAAGUUCUUGAACUUGGAGAGGGGAUUAUGUUUGUGUUGAGGCAUCCUCUCUCUCUAGAACUUUCUGCACUAGGAAGCAAACAUGCUAUGUUGAGUUGUUCAUGCUUUGUAGAGUUUCUUGUACUAGCAUAUGCCCAGUAGAUUCGGCAUCAGGGAACUGUACUUUAAAUUGAGUUGAUGUUUAAGAAUAGCAUUUUCAGUUUAUUUGAAGAA
Messenger RNA from Amborella trichopoda, 2311 nucleotides. Its product is annotated as RNA demethylase ALKBH10B. Gene Ontology annotation, biological process: mRNA catabolic process. Gene Ontology annotation, molecular function: mRNA binding; demethylase activity. The record is from RefSeq and is a predicted model, not a curated record. Lineage: Eukaryota; Viridiplantae; Streptophyta; Magnoliopsida; Amborellales; Amborellaceae.